Macrosteles quadrilineatus (aster leafhopper) is the source of this 9138-nucleotide messenger RNA. Its product is annotated as small G protein signaling modulator 3 homolog. Lineage: Eukaryota; Metazoa; Arthropoda; Insecta; Hemiptera; Cicadellidae. The transcript has 16 exons. Bases 269 to 2674 code for a protein of 801 amino acids. The record is from RefSeq and is a predicted model, not a curated record. Gene Ontology annotation, molecular function: protein binding.
UGUCAACUGAUGUAGUGUAGUUAUCCCACUGACAAAUAAAUGUUUUUCAAAAUGAAAAGGUUCUCAAUUUUUGCUGGUUGAAAGUGUGAGCUGUAAUAGAUAAUUCACUCAAGUCAGAUUUUUUAAAUUAAAAAAUAUCCAUUUGCCAUUUAGGGUUUUCAGUUUUGAGUGUAACAUCAUUAUUAUUAUAAAACCAGUCAUAGACUUCUCUUCAAGCUGUUUAUUUGAAUCUGAAUGAUAAUUUGUCAAUCAGUACUUAAAUUAGGAUAUGGAAGUGGCUAAAUCCUUAUUUAGCUCUAGGGCUCAUGAAGGCUACUCGGGCAAAGAGAAUUACAAUGAUAAGGUAGAAACAGCAGCGUCUGAUGAUGAGGAGAGCAGAGUUGGUAUGGAGGGAGAAGGGCUCGGCCUGGCUGUGGAGGGGAUGUCACCCACUCCCGGGGGUCCGUUCUCUGCCCUCACGCCCUCAAUGUGGCCCCAGGACAUCCUCAGCAAGUUGGGUCAACUACCUGAUGAUCCUAACUCUCAGCCUGACUACAGAUUUGAUGAAUUCGGGUUCCGUGUAGAAGAAGAGGAUGGUCCUGAGCAGAAUUCUAACAAGCUUCUAGGAGUCCCAUUUGUUGAAGAUACACAGCAUAGGCUAAAGUGGUUAGCACACCUGGAGUUCAGCCACAACAAAGAGUCAAGUGACUUGUCAUGGGACAGUGUGGAGCACCGACUGCCUCGCACAGACAAGUUGAGAGCAAUGUUGCGCGAAGGCAUUCCUCACUCACUCCGUCCUCAACUGUGGAUGAGAUUGUCAGGAGCACUAGAAAAGAAGCUUUCUUCUGAAAUGUCAUACAAGGACAUGGUCAAGGCCAGCAACAAUGAUGCUUUGUCCACAUCUAAGCAGAUAGAGAAAGACUUGUUGAGAACGAUGCCUAGCAACGCGUGUUUCAGCCACCUUCACAGCACUGGGAUACCUCGGUUACGACGUGUGCUUCGAGCAUUGGCAUGGUUCUACCCAGACAUUGGGUAUUGCCAAGGUACAGGAGUGAUGGCUGCCUCCCUACUCUUACUCAUGGAGGAGGAAGAUGCUUUCUGGAUGCUCAGUACCAUUGUAGAGGACAUACUACCGGCCUCAUACUACUCCUCCACAUUGAUUGGUAUCCAAGCAGACCAGAGAGUGCUAAGGACGUUGAUCUGUUCAUACUUGCCAGAUGUGGACCUCACUCUGAAGCAGCAUGACAUUGAGCUCAGCCUCAUCACACUACAUUGGUUCCUUACUCUCUUUGCAUCCGUAGUCCACAUGAAGGUGCUGCUUCGCAUAUGGGAUCUCUUCUUCUUUGAUGGCUCUCUUGUCUUAUUCCAAAUCACACUUGGGAUGUUAAAGAUUAAAGAGCCAACUUUAAAGGGAUUAGAAAACUCUGCCCAAAUAUUCAAUGCUUUGUCUGAUAUACCUGGAGAUAUUGAAGAUGUAGAUCAACUUCUUGAGGUGGCGUUCCGAGUGGCUGGUUCGCUGAGUGAGGUUAUGGUGGAGACUCAUAGGCGACGACACCUUGCAUACCUGAUGGCAGACGCAGGCGCAUUGGUUGGCAACCCUGAGGCCGCACCUAACCUACCCAAGCAGCACCUGAGCAGGAGACAAGUCAAAAAGAACAAAUCAGUUAUUCAACUUUUAUUAUUUGGAGACGAAGUCACUGAAGAAGACAUCAAGUCUAAAAACAUUAAGCAAACAGAGAUCCUUGUAGACCUGAGAGAGGCCAUCCUGCAAGUAGCUCGUCACUUCCUACAGACAGACCCCAAGCUACACAAAGAUGUAUCUCUGGUGGCAGACUACAGCAUACAGAGCCACACACGAGACCACGAACAAUAUCUGGAUGUGUCUCGUACUAGGAAGCGCAGAGCUAAAGCUCUCCUGGAUUUUGAGCGUCAUGAUGAUGAUGAGUUAGGUUUUCGCAAGAAUGAUAUCAUAACAAUCAUCAGUCAGAAGGACGAACACUGCUGGGUUGGGGAGCUGAAUGGACUUAGAGGAUGGUUCCCUGCCAAGUUCGUGGAGGUGUUGGAUGAGCGCAGCAAGCAGUACUCAUGUGCAGGAGAUGACAGUGUGUCAGAGGUGGUCACUGACCUAGUGAGAGGCACCCUGUGUCCAGCCGUCAAGCAAGUGCUGGAACACGGCAUGAAGCGACCGUCAUUUAUGGGGGGCCCCUGUCAUCCCUGGUUGUUUAUCGAGGAAGCUGCCAUGAGAGAAGUGGAGAGAGACUUCAGCUCUGUCUACAGCAGACUUGUGUUGUGCAAAACAUAUCGGCUCGAUGAAGAUGGCAAAGUCCUCACACCCGAGGAGUUGUUGUACAGGUGUGUCCAAGCCAUCAACCUAAGCCAUGACAACGCCCAUGUACAGAUGGAUGUCAAGCUACGUAGUCUCAUAUGUCUGGGACUCAACGAGCAGGUGCUGCAUCUCUGGCUGGAGGUUCUGUGUUCCUGUGUUGAGGUUGUGCAGAAAUGGUAUCAACCUUGGAGCUUCAUCUGCAGUCCAGGCUGGGUACAGAUCAAGUGUGAGCUCAGGAUUCUCUCUCAGUUCGCCUUCAACCUCAACCCAGACUGGGAGUUGCCAGCCAAGAAGCAGCCGUCACAGCCGCUCAAGGAUGGAGUGCGGGACAUGUUGGUCAAACAUCACCUGUUCAGUUGGGAUCUCUGAGCCUCGACCUCACACUAUCUCUUCAGCUGGGAUCUGUAGUAUCCAAGCUAUCCCUUCUCGUAUCCACUCAACUGAGUGUUCAAUUGGAAGUUUUUGCUUAAGGUUGGUUUUGUUUCCAUACUGAUUCUACUCAUGCCACAAUUUUGGGAAUGUAAAGAAUUGGUGAUCAAAUGCUUGAAUGGAGAUUAUUUCCCCAAAAGUAGGUUGGUGUAGUUGCUGUGUACCUUACUUCUCUUUCUUAUGUGGACGGACUAAGGACAUGUGGAUGAACCAUACUUCAUAACAAUGAGUGUGUGUAUAUUAUCUUUAUUAUCUUCAUUUUUGCUUAGUCUUCUUUUUGUGCUGCAGUAUCUAAUCGUCUUUGCCAUAAAAAAACAUAACUAACACAGAUAGUGCAACCCUAACAUAAAUGGGGUUUGGGCCUUCAUUUGGGUAUUGUACAAGUAAAUUUAGUUUUGUGUGCUAUAUUUAUAGUAAGGUUUUUUGUGAUUAUAGCAAGCUUACCUGAAUGGGAAAGAGUCCAUACUGGUAGAAGAUACAUAAAACUUACUAUAAAUACAAAACAUUAAAAUAUUCCACUCACUGUCACUGGCACUGGCAGAAUAUUCUACUGUGUUGUGUAUAUAGUGUAAAAUGUUGUAUAUCCUGUACCAGUUUGGAUUCCAAUUCAGGUAAGCCUGCUAUCCUCACAAAAAUCCUUAAACCCUAGGCCCUCAUGCUCUAUGUUACAUCCUUAUAUUUAUUGUAAAUUAUUGUAUAGAACUUAAUUUUGUAUUUAAACAAAUCUAACUUUUAAAAUUCAAUGCUUGAUACCUCUGGAUGUGUCAAAAAUGAAAUCAGAAUCUCAAAUCCACUAAAUGUCAAGAAAAUAUUAAUAUUCAAGAUUUGGUUAGCUGUAUGCAAGAAUCAAAUCUCAGAUUUCAUAUAGUUAAAGUUAAGAGUAAUACUUGCUAACCACCACAACCCUGUAUUUGCUCUAAACAAAAUAGAAUCCUAACAAAGAUUAACACGUUUGCUACAUUUUAAUCUUACACAUAAACCGGCUGUCACUUGGUUAACAGGGUUAACCAAGGGUGAAAACUUAUUAAACAGCGAUCAUUUACUUUGCAAAACCAUAGGGCUUAUAGGCUACUAAGCAGCACAAGGAGGUAUGUUUUAUCUUAUCUAUGGUAAUACGCUGUAAUCGGGUUUGUAAAUAUGUAAUAUAUUCAUGUUUUUUUUUUAUAUUUUUGAUACCCUUUUGUUAUGUUGCAUAUUUGUGACGCCCGGUCUAUAGAGAAGACAAUUGUUAAAAAUAUUUUUUUUAAUAGCACAAACAUACAUGCGACAGUUCAUUUUUGUUUUUGGUUUUAGGUGAAAGUAAGUAAAAAAAACUUAUGUUUAAAAAACAGUUAAUAAUUGAACAAAUAUAAAAGCUACAUAGAAUAAUAAUGUUUUGCCACAAUGGUAAAUUUUCAUAAAAUAAAAUGAAUUGUACAAAAAAUGUCUUUUAUUUAAUUAUAGUGUUCAAAGCUUAUAAUGAAACAAAUCAAAAAUCUACUUAGGAUAAAGACGUUUUGUUGCAAUAGUAAAUUGUCUAACUAUUGUAUCAUAUGGCGUCACCAAUUAUCAUAUCCACAGACCAAGCAAAGCAGAUGUGCGGCAGACAUCCCUGUAGAACACUGCAAAGAAUUCAUGGCCUUCAAAUAGACCGUUACAAAGAUAUAAGCGUUUUAAUAACAUUGGAACACAAAUAUUGGUUGGCAGCCUAUUUUUAUGUAACAGUCUAUGAGUAGAAACCAGCCAUCGCAUAUAUGCGUCACUGGUCCAUAUGAAUGACUUUUGUACUAUUGCUGUAGCGAACGUGUUCAAUAACAGACACACAACAAGCAGAUCUUUAACAAAUAGAUAAAAAAAUGAUUAAACCUUAAUAAUUUUUGCUGUAGCGAACGUGUUCAAUAACAGACACACAACAAGCAGAUCUUUAACAAAUAGAUAAAAAAAUGAUUAAACCUUAAUAAUUUUUUAUCUAUGAUUUUUGUUGUUUAUUAGCGGUUAUAAACAUAAACAGAGUAUUGGAGAUUUAUUUUAACAAAGUCAGAAUUUCCAAUGAUUUUACCAAUACCAGGUAGCUCCAAAUUUCAGAUAACGAGACUAACUAGUUGUGGUAAAUGCAGUUACAAUUUUACUGUGAUUUGUCUUAAUUUUUAGAAAUCUGAAAGCAAAUUGUUCACAUAUUCCAUUUUAGGAAAGAUGGGUAAUGAAUAGCAAUGCCCCUACCCCCUUACCUCGUGUAAUAUCACAUAAAGCAAAAUGUAUUGGAAGCAAAUUUAUCUGAAAGAGCUAAACACAUUAACAUUAUAUCUUCUGUCUAGUUUUUUUAACACGUUCGCUGAGGGCUAUCAAAUGGCAGGCGUAGCCCCAGUGCAGCGCCGCCCGCAGCGUCGAACAAACCCGAUUGCCGGGUGAUUGGCUCUCAUAUUUCGGUAUAACGAAUAGCAAAUAACGUGCGGUGAUGUCCUGUUUUAUAACAAGAGUCGACAUAGUUUGCUUAACACUCACAGAUAGCAGCACUGCUUGGAACGUAGCCGGUCCCAUCGUAUUGCCAAUUGGAGGGAGAAAGACGGGACAACAAGUUGAUUUUUAAGUUGGCCAGACGGGUAUUUUAUGUGGAAAUUUUACUACCAACCUACAACACAACAAAAAGCAAGUCACCCACUACACGCUAACAUGGAAUAGGUCUGACUUCGACCGAUGCUAGAGCAAAAACGAUGAUAUACGAAAGGCAUUGCCGAGCGUAUCUGAUCGGUUACGGCAGCACCUGAACAGCGCUCGGCCCGUAUCCGAUCGGAUACGCCCGCAGUGAACGUGUUAAUACUUUUAACUUAGUAAUGUGUUUGCCAUUCACUUUAAUAUUUCCUUAAUUUACCAAAAGAAAAAUAACAUGGUAGUGCCUGUGGUUUUAUUAAUGAAACUUGCUUUUAUUGUUGAAUAUAAAUAUUGAUUUUAAUUAAUCUUAUAUUUUAAAAUUUUUUAAUUAAUGUUAACUAGCCUAUUUAACACGUAGAGUGCGGCCGUUCCCGAUCGGGUACGGCGCUUGGCCCCCGUACGGUGCGUCUGUACCCCAUCGGGAACGCUCGGUAAUGCCUUUUGUAUAUCUUCGUUUUUGCUCUAGCGUCGGCCGAAAGCGGACCUAUACGACGUUAGCGUGUAGUAUGUGACUUGCAUUUUGUUGUGGUGUAGGUUGGUAGUAAAUUUCCCCGUAAAAUCCCCGUCUGGCAAUCUCAAAAGUCUUCUUUUUGUCCCGUCUUUUUCCCUCCAAAGAGACCAAAGAGAUUGUGUUCCCAUUGGCAAUACAAUUCCAAUGGGACCGGCUACGUUCCAAGCAGUGCUGCUAUCUGUGGGUGUUUAGCGAACUACAUCGACUCUCGUUGUAAAGCAGGACAUCCCCUCACGUUAUUUGCUAUUCGUCAGACCAAAAUUGAAAAGGCCAAUCACACGCGGCAAUCGGGUUUACUCGACGCUGAGGGCUGCGCCGCACUGGGGAUACGCCCGCUAUUUGACGUGCCGCAGCGAACGUGUUAAAUGUGUAUAAAUUGCGGUUAGUUUAUUCAGUAAACAUCUUUAUGAAUUGACAAUAUAUUAGCUGUUGUGUGUAAUACUGUAUACUGUAUUAUAUUACUAUUUCGAAAUGAGCUCAAAAGCUUGCUGUCUCUAAUUAUUAGCUGUAACAUAAAUAAAAUCUCAGUUUGAUAAUUUGGUAUAUAGCCUAUAUGCUUUGUAUUUAAUGUUGUCUAUAAAUCGCUAUUUUGAAGUUAUUGAACUCGUAAAGGUUGUUGAUUGUAAAAUAAAUGUAUUUGUUUUAAUAACUACCUCUUGUAAACAUAGUGUUUUAUAUGCAUAGUUGAUCUGUUAUGUGUACUUAACAUACAAUGUUACGGUUUUCGUUUUUUUAUUUGUAUUUUACACAUUUGUAAUUUUCAAUUACCAAUGCCAUUUCCCUGGACAAGCUGUUUGGAAGUAAUUUUACCUAUCUAUGAAUUCAACAUUUCAAAUGUUUAAUUUUAAUGUUUAAAUUAUAUUUUAUUCUUGAACUUAAAAAUAUUUUAUUCAAAAUGUUGAUUGAUAAUCUUGUCUUACAAUUGUUGUCAUCAGUAUUUUGGUGAUCUGACCACUGACUAGAUAGGUAUGUAGAUUGAAGCCAAAAACUUAGUUUGUACCUAACCUAACACUUUUGAAAUCUUUGCAAAAUCAAUUGUGAGGUUCAAUUCAAAACCUUAUCUUGUGUACUACUUGUGUUUAUCUUUAAUCUAAGUAUCAUAACUUAAUUUUUCAUAUUUAUUGAAUAUCUGUCAAAUGAAUAAACAUUAUUCAAUAUUAUUCACUUGUACUCUGAAUUUAAAAAAUGUUACUAUCAUACUAAUUACAUUAAAUUACAAAUUUUAUAAAAAAGAAAACUAAUUCUAGUGUAUAAUCUCAAGACAUUUAUGGUUUUUACAUUUUUUUGUGGUUUUUUACCUGUGACUGUCAUUUGAUUGUUAUUUUUGGGGAACUUGACAUUUUGUAGCAACCUUUGGUGUAAAAAAACUUGGUCCUAUAUUGUUCAAAGUUGAUUCUUCAAAUCAUUUUUAUUAAUUGUAUUGUAAAAUGUUUUAAAAUAAAAUCAGUACUAUUAGGCUGUUUCGAAGGGACAGGGUCUUAAUUUAACCAUUUAGAGAGUUUGUAAAUGUUGCAUUUAAAUAUGAUACCAGAAUGGAAUUUUCAUCUUUUUUAAAUGGUGCCUUACAAGUAUCUGGAAUAGAACCAAACAAUUAACUUCUUAUAGAAAGGUAGUGCAUCAUGAAAAGUAAACCAAUGUAUGUAUAGUGUAUAGCAACUUACCACUUAUCAGUAACUUAAAGUUUUACUCUUUGUGCUGACAUAUUGAAUGUUGAAAAAAUUAUACAUCUACAGUACAACAAUUUAUAUCCCAUUUUUACAACUAAAUUAGUAGAAUGUUCUACAUCCCCUUUCUUUAGUUUUUCUUCCCUAUUAUUUUUAAAAAUUGGCGUAGUAAAAAAAAUUGGGUUUUAUAUCUAUUUGAAUAAAAAUCUUGUUAACUGUUAUAUUUUGUGUAAUGUUUUGGGCACAGUUGGCCAGUUGUACUGGACAAGUUGUUGACGUAAAAGUGUAAAAUUGUUUCAACAUAUACUAUUAUCUCUGCAGCUCAUGUGUCCAGCUCAGAAUUAUUUUAGUUCCAAAGUUUCUUUCUAUAUAAGUCACACUACUAAGCUGUCUUGGAGCUGAACUUUCUCAACGCUUAUUUAAUUUUGAUACCUUAUUGAUGCUGUAAGUGUAAGUGAAUACUUUUUUGAUAAUAGGGCCAAUGAAACUAAAUUUUUUAAAUAAUGGUUACUCAUGUUUUUUACUGUUAGUAUUUAUUUACAUUAACUCUUAAGUAGUGAUGUGUCUAUACCAAAAUUUAUCGAUUUUCGAUACCAAUACCAAUACCUGAAAAAUCAAUUCUCAAUACCAAUAUAAUUUUUUUAUUGUUUUACCAAAUUUUCUGAAUAAAUUGGUUAUACUAAACCAACCCCUGUCUUUCUUCCCUUAAGUAUGUUUUAUGUAAUGGGAUGUGUUUCAAGUAAAGAAAAAAUGUAUGCAGCAAUGAUACAUUCCAAUUAGCCAAUUUAAGUUCAAACACUUCUAAACACAUUAUAAAACUACCACAUUGAAGAUAAAUAAAGAUCUAACAACAAAAAUCAAAAAGAAAAUGAUUUUUUAGAGGUGUGCUAGCCUGACAUUUUCAGUCAAGCCAAACUCAAGGUAAUAUUGUGAUCAUCGCCAGUGAUCGUGGCGGUUUCAUCUUCGUCUUCUGGGAUCACUGCAAAAUCCUAAAUAUCUCCUCAAUUACCGAAACAUCUUCACUGUCUUUCACGGUUGCGGAAAAAUCACAAACAUCUCCCGCGGCCAUGUAGACAUCAUCAUUGACUCCCGCUGUCACAGAAACGUCAUCGUCCACGAUGGCGGCAAUAUCAUGAACUUCUUCUGUGGCCGUGUAGAAACCAUCGUUUUCCGCAAUAGCGGCAGAAUCAUGAACAUCUCCCGUGUCAUCAUCCUCUCCCACAGUCGUUUGGCAAUAGCGGUAAUUUUACGAAAGCGCGGCGUGAUGGGUAUCAGUAUCGGAAUCAACUUCUGACAAUCAAUUCUCGAUGCCGAUACCAACGGCCAAGAAUUUGUGGUAUCAAGAAUCGGUAUUGAGAAUCCACACAUCCCUAUUAAGUAAAUUUGUAAUUGUCUGUUAUCAGUUUUUAGUUUAAGAUAUUUUGAAAUCUCUUGAUAAGUCAGUGUUAACUAGGCUGUAAUGAGUUUAUGUUGAAACAUAUUAUAUACUAUAUAGCAAACAUUCCAUUAUUUUAUAGAUGUGCAUAUUAUCCAUUGUUUAGUGUUGUAUAUUAAUAUUCUUUAAUUUGCGUUAUACAAAAUAUACCAUUAAUAAUAAAUAA